AUUCGAAGGUGCAUUGGCAGAUUCGUUGUGGAAUUCAAAGAACACCCUUUUCUCUCUGUCCUAUUUUUGACACGUAUUUGAAUGACUGCUGCUUCCUUUGAAUUAUGUCUUCCUCGGACCAUAUAUAUAACCAAGCCAACCCACUGACAUACCCCAUCUGUGUUCAUCUAUAUUCACUACUUGUUCUUCGUGUCAUACUUCAAUCGGUAUAUACCUCAGACAUAUCUUCAUACGUAAUUCAAGAAAGGACUCGUAAAGUGAUAGUUUUAUUGCAUUAAAUUGAAGUGUUGGGGGUUCUACAUCUCUAUGGGAUUAUCACUUUCCUUACUCUCAUCAGCCUGGGAAGAAAUUGUUAGACGCUCACUCUUUGGUGAAUUUCUCAACUUGAGUUUUGGUUCCAAAGAUGGGGCUGUGAUUUUGAGAGCAGCAAGUUUCAACAAAAGUGAAUCAGAAAGUACUAAGGUGUUGUCAAAGGGUUCAACUAUAACCAACCGUUCAAGUAAGUUGAAGGAUUAUAGACCCCAUAAUGUGAUCCCUGAAAGAAACUUCUCAGAUAUGGAGAUGAUGGGUUCAGAGUCUCUUGCAAAUGGAAGUGAACAGGUGCAGCAUAAGCCAGUGCCUGUUCUUUCUCUUCCUGAAGCAGUAGUUUUCUCUUCCCCAAGACCGGUGAGUGAGCUUGAUGCUGCGGCAACUAAACUUCAGAAAGUGUACAAGAGUUACCGUACAAGAAGAAACCUUGCAGAUUGUGCUGUUGUAGUGGAAGAGCUCUGGUGGAAGGCAUUAGACUUUGCUGCUCUUAAACGGAGCUCUGUUUCAUUCUUUGAUGUGCAAAAGCAAGAAACCGCCGUGUCACGGUGGGCAAGGGCAAGGACAAGAGCAGCUAAGGUUGGAAAAGGUUUGUCCAAGGAUGAUAAGGCUCAAAAAUUAUCCCUGCAACAUUGGCUCGAAGCUAUUGACCCACGUCAUCGGUAUGGACACAAUUUACACAUAUAUUAUGACAUUUGGUUUGAAAGCCAAAGCACCCAACCAUUUUUCUACUGGUUGGAUGUUGGAGAUGGUAAAGAAAUAAACCUUGAGAAAUGCCCAAGGGCAACUCUACAACGGCAGUGCAUUAAAUAUCUGGGUCCAAACGAAAGGGAAGAGUAUGAAGUAGUUGUUGAAAAUGGGAAGUUAGUGUACAGACAGGAUGGGAGGCUUGUGGACACUGAUGGAAAAUCCAAAUGGAUAUUUGUUCUUAGCACUACAAGAUCCUUGUAUGUGGGGAGGAAGCAAAAGGGUGCAUUUCAACACUCUAGCUUUCUAUCUGGGGCUGCUACCACUGCUGCUGGCCGAUUAGUGGCUCAACAGGGUGUUCUUGAGGCUAUUUGGCCAUAUAGCGGCCACUAUCACCCAACAGAAGAGAACUUCAAAGAAUUUAUAAGCUUUCUUGAAGAGCAUAAUGUGGAUCUCUCUAAUGUAAAGAGAUGUGCUAUAGAUGAAGAUGCUCCUUCAAUUAUUGGGACCAAUUCAUUUACCGACACUAAUGAAUCACAACAAAUUAAGGGUCCCAUUACAACUUCCACAAACAUGAACAACAAUAGCAGCGACACCAUUAAUGUAACAGUCGAUGAAGAGGGUGACAAGAAGAUUGAGGGGCCAGUGUUUGACAUGUCGAAGAGGUUGUCAUGCAAGUGGUCCACUGGGACUGGACCCCGUAUUGGGUGUGUGCGUGACUACCCUGGACACCUUCAAUCAAGAGCGUUGGAGCAAGUUAAUCUGUCCCCAAGACCUGCUUCUGCACGCUCAUAUAACUAUGGCCCAAUCCCUUCUCCCAGGCCCAGCCCAAAAGUUAGGAUGUCUCCUAGGCUUGCUUACAUGGGGCUACCCAGCCCAAGAGCCUCAAUUCCUGCUCCAAGUUGAGACAAGUGAAGCGUUGAAGGAUAUACAUAUACACAAAUACAAGUGUCAGCUAUGGUGAUAGUUGAGUUGAGGACAAUGAAAAGAGAGACCAACAAUUUCUCUCUCAUUUUUUUUUUUAGAAUUUGUUUAUUCCUUUAUUCUUUGAAUUUGAAUUCUUGGACUUAGCUGAGGCACAUUGUAUAAUUUACCCUAUUUGUCUGUAGUUUUUUCUUUUGAAAGGCCGUUUGGCUAAUUCUUUACUGUAAGUAAGUACAAAUUUUCUAAUUAAACAUGUUUUAAAUCAG
This is a messenger RNA of Abrus precatorius (Indian licorice), 2183 nucleotides long. Its product is annotated as IQ domain-containing protein IQM1-like. The transcript is spliced from 9 exons. Bases 307 to 1899 code for a protein of 530 amino acids. The record is from RefSeq and is a predicted model, not a curated record. NCBI's taxonomy places the organism in Eukaryota, Viridiplantae, Streptophyta, Magnoliopsida, Fabales, Fabaceae.